AUGGCCUGCCCGCUGAAGCCGGCGUUCCGCAAGGCCGUCGUCGACGGCCCGUACGGGGCCAAGGCCUCCACCGUGGACUUCCGCGGCGACCCCGAGGGGUCGCGCCAGCUGAUCAACGCGUGGGCGGCGCGCGCCACCAACAACCUGAUCGAGUCCGUGCUCGGCCGGAACUCGGUGAGCGAGCUCACGCGCGUCGUGCUCGGCAACGCCGUCUACUUCAAGGGCAAGUGGGACCAGCCCUUCCACGAGAGCGACACCUCCGACGCGCCGUUCCGCCGGGCCGGCGGCGCCGGCGCCGUCGACGUGCCCUUCAUGCAGAGCUGGAAGAGGCAGUUCGUGGCCGUGCACGACGGGUUCAAGGUGCUCAAGCUCGAGUACAAGAUGGGGGAAGUGCGCGCGCGCCCGCGCCCGCCGUUUCAUCCCAGAGACGUUGAUCGUGAUCCCACGAAGCCCGCCCCGUUCUUCCCUAACCGUGCCCCGCUCGGCCGUCCUGGUCGAUUCUCUCAUGCUGCCGCACCUUCCCGACUCGCCGUCGCCGGCUCCCAUUCCAAUGAUAGCUACAGCUAUAGCUCCAGCUCCACACAGUUCUCCAUGUGCAUCUUCCUCCCGGACGCCGACGACGGCCUGCGCAGCCUGGUCGACGCGAUUGCUUCCCGGCCGUGCUUCCUGCACGAGCACCUGCCUACUGAGAAGGUGGACGUCGGCGAGUUCCGUGUGCCCAGGUUCAAGCUCUCCUUCCACGACAGCGUCGUCGGCGUCCUCAACAAGCUGGGCCUCCGCCUGCCGUUCAGCGAGGCGGCCGACCUGUCCGACAUGACGGAGGACGACCGCUCCGGCCUCCCGCUGGUCCUGAGCGAGGUCGUCCACAAAGCCGUCAUCGAGGUGAACGAGGAGGGCACCAGGGCCGCGGCCGUCACCAUGUGUCUUAUGCAGGAAGGGUGCGCUGCCAGGCCGAGGCAACCGCCACCGGUGGUGGAUUUUGUCGCCGAUCAUCCGUUUGCCUAUUUCAUUGUGGACGAGGGGACCGGCGCCGUCGUCUUCGCCGGCCAUGUCCUCGAUCCCUCGAAACAAUAG
Messenger RNA from Triticum dicoccoides, 1074 nucleotides. RefSeq names its product putative serpin-Z8. Bases 1 to 1074 code for a protein of 357 amino acids. The transcript has a single exon. Lineage: Eukaryota; Viridiplantae; Streptophyta; Magnoliopsida; Poales; Poaceae. The record is from RefSeq and is a predicted model, not a curated record. Gene Ontology annotation, molecular function: serine-type endopeptidase inhibitor activity.